This is a messenger RNA of Aegilops tauschii subsp. strangulata, 1875 nucleotides long. RefSeq names its product protein RICE FLOWERING proteinUS T 1-like. The record is from RefSeq and is a predicted model, not a curated record. NCBI's taxonomy places the organism in Eukaryota, Viridiplantae, Streptophyta, Magnoliopsida, Poales, Poaceae.
GGUUGCAUGCAUGGUUCUGAUGCAGAGGCCGGGGAUUAUCCUCCUUUUCCAAGAAAAAAUCAUCACUGAUAUCAAUCCAACAGGCGGCCGUACAAGGAUAAUACUAUGCACUAGAAAAAAUAGCAUGCUAUACCGUCGCUAAUAACAUGUUAUAGUUUGUAGAGAAUUGUCUCGUUAAAUUUAUCGGUGUACAAUGUUUAACUAAUAGUACGCUAGCACGCUAAUAACAUAUUUUCAAGGGCGGCGCUAUUUUGUAUAGCGCAUUAUUUUUUUCCUUAGUUACUAUGACGGCUUACCGCAGCGACAGCAUUGCUUAACAGGUAAGCCAUUCCUCUUAUUUCCUGCGGUGAUUUUCGUUAAUAAAACAAACUUAUCUACAAAGGUAGGCCUUUCUCUUUUAUUGAAGCCCUGACAGUAGAACAUUGUUCUUCUGUGAUUUUCAUUAAUAAAACAAAGUCAUGUGCAAAGCUAUGCCUUUCCUCACAUAGCUUAACCAGUGAAUUUGACUUUGGCUCCCUUCUGCCUUGCUAGCUAAGGUUAUGCAUACAUCCUUGAUAUUUUCCGACAAACUAUCAGCUGCUACAGCACUUUCUUGUCCUGCCGACAAGCAUGCAGCAUCCAGCUGCCUAGCUAACCUCUGUUCAAACUCAACUUGAACUUCUUCUCUCGUUCCUUGGCUCUUACUUCAUUGCAUUAACUAGUAAUACCGGCCUAGAGGUUUCAACAGUGAAAAAAGCAUUACGAGCAAUGUCUCGCUAGAUAAAUUAAUGUAUAGUAUUUCAUUAAUAGCAUGCUAAUGGCGUAUUCUAACGAACACCCUAUUUUGUCAACUUUUUUCAUUGGGUUUCAUGCAGCGUGUAGCUCUGUACAGCCAGCAUGCAUGCAUUAGUCAAAACCAAUUCAAUCUGACUUCUUCUUCCUUGCAUGCAUCUCUCAAUUUCAUUGUUUAACCAUAAUGGCAGGAUUAAUUCUAACAUGGUCUAGUCUUCCAGUAAUCAUAAAGCUCAGUAUCUAAUCGGCAAAUAUCAAGGCCGGCCGUCAUGUGUACAAAGGUGACGCAUGACAUGGCACUGGUAUCAUGGAGUCGCUUUCGUCCUGGAGAUAUUCAUUCUCAUCACUUGGGAUGGGUCAUAACUUGAAUGACUUGAUAGUUCGAGUGAGAACCCAAACAUGUUACCUACACCCCAUCCCAGGAAUAAUGGCUUGAGCAUCGACGUACGUCGAAAUAUCAACAGCCUGGGUGCCUCAUCGCAAGCCAUACAAGUAGUCCAUGCAUAGAAACAACAAUUCUUCAGCUGGUCCGUGGAGAGCUAGGUCAAGAGAAAAACAGAAAUGUCGGCGGUGGAUCCCUUGGUUGUGGCUCGUGUUAUACAUGAUGUGUUGGAUCCGUUUACAUCAACUGUCCUACUCAGCAUAGGCUACAACAACAGGCUACUUCUGCGAGGUGCUGAGCUGAGACCAUCUGCAGUCGUAAGCAAGCCGCGAGUCGAUGUCGGUGGCAAUGACAUGAGAGUUCUCUACACCCUGAUGCUGGUGGAUCCAGACGCCCCAAGCCCAAGUCACCCAACACUGAGGGAGUACUUGCACUGGAUGGUGGCAGACAUCCCUGGAACAACUGGUGUCAGCUUUGGCCAAGAGCUUGUGGUUUAUGAAAGACCGGAGCCAAGAUCCGGCAUCCACCGGAUGGUAUUUGUGCUGUUCCAGCAACUAGGUAGGGGGACGGUUUUUGCGCCGGACAUGCGGCACAACUUCAGCUGCAGGAGCCUCGCACGCCAGUACCACCUCAGCAUUGUGGCCGCGACAUAUUUCAACUGUCAAAUCGAAGGUGGAUGGGGCGGGAGAAGGUUUAGGCCAGAAAGUUCUCAAGGGGAGUAG